Messenger RNA from Daphnia carinata, 855 nucleotides. RefSeq lists its product as uncharacterized. Bases 59 to 772 code for a protein of 237 amino acids. The transcript is spliced from 2 exons. The record is from RefSeq and is a predicted model, not a curated record. Lineage: Eukaryota; Metazoa; Arthropoda; Branchiopoda; Diplostraca; Daphniidae.
CGUGAUAAUAGAAAAAACAAAACAAAACAAAAAAACAUGGUGUAUAAAAGGUGAAAGUAUGGACAUGGAACAACCAGUUGGUGCCGUCCUCUUGUCCAAGUCAGUUGUCACUGUGAAAUUUCGCGAAAAAAUGAAUUCUGUUCAGAUCAUGCUAGUGACCAUGGCCGUUUUAUCGGUGCACGUUGUCAACGCGAAUCGGGAUCGUCGGGCUCCGCAAUUCUACCCGUACAAUCCUUACAGCAUAGCUAACGAUAUUCACAAUCAAAUCGCGGGAUUGACUUAUCAAAUCAACAAUCGAGUCGUCGCGGCUGCUAAUGCUGCUGUCGCCAACACGUUUGCAGCUGCCACUCAAGGCUUGAAUGGCGCAACUGGGACACGUUACCCGACUAAUGGUAACACUAUUAUUCGACCGUUCUACAUACCCGGUGGGCAAGGUAUCUACAUCGUCUCUUCAGGAGGAAAUGGAUUCGGUUCAGGAGGCAGCGCCGUCGCCGUCAGUUCGGGUGGUAAUCGCUUCACUUCGGGCGGAAAUGCAGUUGCAGCAAUCGGUUCUUCCGGAAUUCGACCAUCUUCAACAAGUCUGCGUCCGUCGUCGUUCCGUCCUACAACAAUUCCGGUGCGUCAACAAACGUCAUUCCGUCCAUCAUCAGGUUCGGCACGUCCAGUAUCCGUUGCAGUGGGUUCACCGAAUCGAUUUGCUGCUGCCGGAGCAGGACCCCUACCUGGUGGCGGUGUUUCAGCUAGUGCUGGAGCCAUUAGCAUUUCUGGAUAAAAAUAAUAUGGCCAAUCGUCAUAGUGGUGAUCUUAUUUUUUUGGGGGGUGUUUUUUUUUUAAUUGCAUUACUCGAACGUUUUU